Messenger RNA from Clunio marinus, 183 nucleotides. NCBI's taxonomy places the organism in Eukaryota, Metazoa, Arthropoda, Insecta, Diptera, Chironomidae. The record is from the annotation of a GenBank genome assembly.
AUGAUAUUGAGAUGUUGCUUAAUCCUCUUAAGAACUUCUUGUGAAAGCUAUAAAAGUACGUCAGAUGUGUACACAACUCAAAUAAUAAAUUGCCGAAUAAAUACUUUGAGUCAAUAUUUGACAAAUGUAUUAGGGAUGCGAUGUCACAUGCGACAGACAUUGAAGGGAAGAGGUUUAAGUUGA